UUUUGCUCCGCAAAUUAACCAGCAAAAGUUAACAUUUUUGUGAUUUUAAAGUCGGGUUUCGACGCUGAACGUCGGUGUCCAAGCGUGAACGGUUGAAAGGGCAACCGGAAGUGCCGGAAGAAACCCGCAUUUGGCCACAUAUGGACCGUAAUUUGCGACCCUAGGAAAACCUACGAUUUUUUUCCACUUUUGACGUUUCACCCCCUCUUUCGUCAUCUGGUGCAUCCUCCAAUCCGUGCAAAAGGACGACGACACCAGACUGCGUGGGAGUCCGACGAUGACGUCCUGAGGGAACGCGUUCUGUCUUUGUUCGGUCCGUGAAAAAAAGCCCAUCUUGCAGCAUCAUUUAUCAAAUCGGAGCAUAAGCCCGAGGUCAUAAUGUCGGUGGGAAUCGAGAUAAGCGAGUGCGACGCACUACCACAGGAGAAAUCGCAGGAGGAAACCCGUGACGAGGACAAUCUGGACGAGAUGGGCCCCAGCCAUCACGCUCUGUUCGUUGAUAAUGGCCAGCUGUUGCGCAAGGCGAUGGGUUCGGACGAUGAGUUUGAUUUCGACUCGGCGUUCAGCUCGGAGUCCAACAACAUGUUUACCGAUGACUACAUGGACGGCAACGGCCAAGAGGAUGGAACGGUGGCUUGCGGAGGAGAAACUGGAGAAACGGAGCGGUUUAGAUCACUGGAAGAUGAACACGAGGCACUGUCGUCGAAUUUGAUCGCCCUUACGUCACACUUUGCCCAGGUUCAGCUGAGACUGAGACAGAUCGUCGAAGCUCCCGUGGAGGAACGUGACCACCUGCUGAAGAGUUUGGAGGAGUUUGCGUUUCUUGGAAUUCCAGAACUCCAAGAGCAUUCGGUUAAGAAAAACAUUCCGGAAAUUGUAGGCGAACUGGACCGUAGCCCGGAAUCGAUGGAGAACCUUCGCGAACGGCAACAUGCUCUGAUUGAGCAAUUAAAGAACCAGCUGACGGAUUUGGAACGCUACGCGUACGAGUCCGGAUCCGGCAUUCUUCCACACACAGUUCUUCUCGAGCGGCAAAAAGUGGUCAUCGAUGAGAUCAAGAACAAAAUCAAUCUAAAUCUGCACGAGCUCGAUUUGCCUCAGCUUACGACGGAAGACUUGCGCAUCCAGGUCGAUUCAGCACUGGAUGAAAAGCUGGUGAAUCCACUCAAGAUGAAGGAAAAGCUGGUUUCGCAGUUGAAGACGCAAAUACAAGAUCUCGAACGAUUCAUAAGCUUCUUGCAGACUAACGAGAAGGAAGAGAUCAAGAAGCGAUUCCUGCAGCAGCAAGAACUGGCAAGAGCAGAAGCGGAAGGUCGAGCUGAAGCUCAAGAAAGAGCCAAACUGCGUUCGGUAACGGCUCAGCAGAACCAGUCGGAAAGUGGGACCGGUAGUAGAUCCACUGACGACCGUCAAACUACUAGGAGGGAAUCUUUAAACAGCAAAGCAUUCGGAUUGAUGGAUAAGGCCGGCACAAUCUUGCAGAUGUUCGCUUUGUCCCAGUUCAACUGUGGCAGCGAGCGAAACCGCGAGACCUUCCAGCGGAACAUGAUGAAGCGCUCGAAGGAGAACUGCUGGGGUGACGUUCGAGCCAAGCUGGAGAUUGACGUGCAGGAAGUGGUUUCGCUAGCGAUGGACAUGCAGAAAGAUCUGCAACUGUCGGAAACGGCAAGCGAGUGCGGCGGGGAAACACGAGGAAACAAGAAAAACUACGAGCUAACAAUGAUCGUGCGGAAGCAUCUGGCGAAAACGAUUCAAGGUCUCAUGCAGCACGGCCUCCGAGGCAUCUCGGAAAGCAGCGGAAGUCUAGUGCCAUUCAUCUCGGGGUGUUUCUCCGGUGGAAACUAUCAGCAUGCUCCACGGGCCAGCGAGGAGCGUUUUUACGGCGGCGGAAGCAGUCAUGAGAUGCGACGGAAGAGCACGGGAGGACUGGCGAAGGCGGCCACUACGACGGCCCCGAAGCGGCAGUCCAGCUCGGUCGAUGACGGUGACGAGGAACCGCCGGAGAUGAACCUGUUCAGCCAGCUGGGGGAGGACGACGAGGAGGAUGAGGAGGGGGGAGAGUUGAGCUACGGCGGUGGGGAGGAUGCGGAAAUGCACGCGUGGGAGUUGCUGCUGAUCUACUACAACAUCAAGAACGGGGACCGGUACAACUCGACGCCGGCGCGGAAGCUUUCCGAGAGCUUCAACCUGGACCUGGUCGAGGGCAGGCCGCAGUCGAAUAAGCAGAGCUUGCUGAGUACGAUCGGAACGAUCGUGGCUUUGCACAGUCCGUACAAGCGAAGCUACAACUCCCAGUUCAAGGCGUUCAUCUGUGCUGCGUUGAACGCCCAAAAGCUCACCCAGUGGCUGCAUCUGCUCUACCAGUGCAAGGAGCUGGUGGGUUCGUACUACGCCAGCUGGAGCUACGUGGCCAACACGGGCUUUCGCGAUGCGCUCAAGUCGCUGGACCGGUUGACGCAGUACCGCUUCGACCUGCCGGUGGAUCUUUCGAUCCGGCAGUUUAAAAAUAUCAAGGACGUCUUUAUGUAGAGAGUAGCAGCAACAAUCCACAAUGAACCAGAGAGAAAUAGUUUAAAAUUUUAUUGAUCUCCUUUAUCCCCUCCUCCAGUUAGCAGUGUCCCUCCCAAUAAAAACAUUCCGUUCUAGCAGAAGAAUGCCUAACGUCUCUAGUCAAGUGCGCGCCUCUUUAUACACUCAUCCCUCAUAUUCGGAACAGUUUACAGAUCGGCCAAUGUUCAAAAAAUCAUAGAAAAUCGAUAAUUGAACUUAAUGGCUCACUUUUACCUUCAUUUUAAAGUUUUUCUUGCGAUCUUUCGAAUGCUGUAUAAAACAACUUAAAAUUUUAACUUUUAUAUCAAGUUUUUUGAGAAACACUUUGACCCCUGAAAUCCACAAAUUUGGAACACUUUUUUUCUUACGGAUGUAAACAAACUUUGGUUCUCUUUAGGAGUACAUAACUUUUACAAAAUAAUGACUUCACACACUGCAACCAAUAAAACUCAUGCUUAGUAAUGUUUUAUGAAUGAUCUAAUAACUUUUUUUGUGAAAACAUCAGUUAAACUCAGGUGUUCCACAUUUGUGGGAGGCACAAUAACAUCCCACAAUCAUGGAACAGGCAAUUUGGAGGCAGUGUUUUGCUGCUCUGUAUAAAAUUGUCUUGAAAUUAAGUUUUUUGUUCAAAAUGUACUACUUUCACUAGUGAAAUAGCAAGAGAAUGUCCAAAUGAAGGUCCUAAAAAUAGCGGGGUCGACAGAAGAGUUGCAUUUUGCAUCCUAUUGACAAAUUACCACAAAAGUGUUCCGAAUUUGUGGGUGUUCCGAAUAUGUGGGAUGACUGUACAAGCUAUACACAUUAAAAAAUAUAAAUAAACGUUGUUAAAACCUUGCCUCUCGCACGAACCUUAACCGAAGUAUUGCACCACCUAAAAUAGUCUACAUUCCAGAAAUAAAAGUGGUUUUCUUUCACAAACACUAGGUAAACCAAUAUAUGCUGUUAUCAGAAGACUAGAUAAGCGUAGUUAUU
Messenger RNA from Culex pipiens pallens (northern house mosquito), 3522 nucleotides. RefSeq names its product RUN domain-containing protein 1. NCBI's taxonomy places the organism in Eukaryota, Metazoa, Arthropoda, Insecta, Diptera, Culicidae. The transcript has 3 exons. Bases 379 to 2529 code for a protein of 716 amino acids. The record is from RefSeq and is a predicted model, not a curated record.